CUCUAGAACCCUAGCGCCCCGCCCGUCCUGCCGCCGCCGCAGCCGCCAUCGCACGGCCAUGGGUAUCGAUCUCGUAGCCGGCGGCCGCAACAAGAAGACCAAGCGCACGGCGCCCAAGUCCGACGAUGUCUACCUCAAGCUCCUCGUCAAGCUCUACCGCUUCCUUGUGCGCAGGACAAAGAGCAACUUCAACGCCGUGAUCCUCAAGCGCCUCUUCAUGAGCAAGACCAACCGCCCGCCGCUCUCGAUGCGCCGCCUCGUCAGGUUCAUGGAGGGGAAGGGUGAUCAGAUCGCCGUGAUUGUGGGCACCGUGACCGACGACAAGAGGAUCAGCGAGGUGCCGGCGAUGAAGGUCUGCGCGCUCAGGUUCACUGAGACAGCGAGGGCCAGGAUCAUCAAUGCUGGCGGAGAGUGCCUCACCUUCGACCAGCUCGCGCUCCGUGCCCCACUUGGGCAAAACACGGUUCUGCUGAGGGGUCCUAAGAACGCUAGGGAAGCUGUCAGGCACUUCGGGCCUGCACCAGGAGUGCCUCACAGCCACACCAAGCCUUAUGUUCGCUCGAAGGGUAGGAAGUUUGAGAAGGCGAGAGGAAGGAGGAACAGCAGGGGCUUCAAGGUCUAAGUGGCCACUGCCUUGCCAAUCUAGUGCCGUUUUGCUCGUGUCAGCUCAAUAUUACCGUUUUGGUGUCAUAGUUGUAAUGUUUUAGUUGUCGGAAUCUCGUGUCAUUAUCGGAUAUCGAACCAAUCAAAUUUCGCUCCUUUUUUGUUUUUGCCAUGAGACUUGCCCGUCACGAAGAUGCUCACAUAUCAUUGUGGGCCGUAACUAUGUGAAAGUCUAGCUGCCCUUUUGCUUUGCUCGUCUAUCUUCACUUGUCAGCUGUUCAUUUUAAUCCAGCGCCUUCACAAUUUUUUAAC
Zea mays is the source of this 915-nucleotide messenger RNA. Its product is annotated as 60S ribosomal protein L18-3. Gene Ontology annotation, biological process: translation. The record is from RefSeq and is marked validated. Gene Ontology annotation, molecular function: structural constituent of ribosome; RNA binding. The transcript has 5 exons. NCBI's taxonomy places the organism in Eukaryota, Viridiplantae, Streptophyta, Magnoliopsida, Poales, Poaceae. Gene Ontology annotation, cellular component: cytosolic large ribosomal subunit; ribosome. Bases 59 to 622 code for a protein of 187 amino acids.